CCCGAGCCCUGCACCCAGCUCUCCAGCUGCCUUUUAAAAUCUGCAGUGAAAAAACCGAGCAACGCCACAUCCUACACGCUGGAGGGGAGGGGGAGAGCAGUGUGUCCACAAAUGGAUCCGAAACAAGGGAAAGGAAGGGUUCGGAACUUUAUUAUUAAAUACGUCCUCCACGCCAGAAAAGUCAGGGCUCAGGUCUCGGUACUGGAGGGACUAGGCUGAAGCCCCGGACACGGCUUGGGGGGCGCGGGCGGCGGGUCCGGGCUUCCGGUCUCCCGGGCACCAGACGGUCGCGGCGGGAGGGGGGAGGGCGCGCGCUCGGAGCUUUCCCUCCCCCACCCCCGCCCAAGGGUCUUCUUUCCUCGGGAUUCGGUGCCGCCCAUCCUCCAGGGCCGACUGGCCGCGGGGCUGAAGGGGGCCAGGACGCCGCGACCUAGCUUCGCGCCAGGCCUCUCCCCGGCGACGGCGCCGCAACAAGAUGGCGGACGACAGAGAUAGGGAAGGCACAGGAAGAUGAGAUCCGUAAGGGAGAUAAGACAUUCACAAGUAGGAGGGAGCAGUCGGCUGGACUGAGCAGCGUGUGUGCCAGCUACUGUGCCAGAGAUUGCAGUAGCAGAAUUUCACAAAAAAAUCAAAGAAGCUUUUGAAGUUUUUGACCAUGAGUCAAAUAAUACAGUGGAUAGAGAUUGGAACAAUUAUCAGGUCAUUAGGAUGCUGCCCUAGUGAAGGAGAGCUACAUGAUCUGAUUUUAGAGGUGGAGGAAGAAGAGCCCACUGGAUACAUUCGAUUUGAAAAGUUUCUUCCAGUGAUGACUGAAGUACUACUGGAAAGAAGAUAUAGACCAAUUCCAGAAGAUAUCCUUCUUCGAGCUUUUGAGGUAUUAGAUCCAGCCAAACGUGGGUUUCUAUCUAAGGAAGAAUUGAUCAAGUAUAUGACUGAAGAAGGUGAGCCUUUUUCUCAGGAGGAAAUGGAAGAAAUGUUGUCUGCUGCAAUUGAUCCAGAAUCGAAUUCAAUUCAUUACAAGGACUAUAUAACAAUGAUGGUCAUAGAUGAAAAUUAAACACUCUUAAGACUUCAUUUCUAAUUGAAAGCUAAUUUUAAGAAUCACUUAUUAAUUUCAUGUUUUGUAAUUCCUACAUAUUGCUAAUUAAUGCCUUGUGACUAUUUCAAGAUAUUUUGUUUUUUAAAGGUGAUCAUUACAGUUUAAAAUAGAAAUUUAUUUAAUAUGUCUAGCCCUAUGAAAUGACAAAUUGCUAAUUAUUUUUAAACUAUUC
Hippopotamus amphibius kiboko is the source of this 1271-nucleotide messenger RNA. It is a transcript of the gene EFCAB2, whose product is annotated as EF-hand calcium binding domain 2. The transcript has 8 exons. The record is from RefSeq and is a predicted model, not a curated record. Gene Ontology annotation, molecular function: calcium ion binding. Bases 656 to 1057 code for a protein of 133 amino acids. Lineage: Eukaryota; Metazoa; Chordata; Mammalia; Artiodactyla; Hippopotamidae.